AUGUUGCAUCGACUAUGUGCCUUAGGUCCCAGAUUCUUCUACUUGCCUCGCAUGUUGCCGUCAACGUCUCGGUGUACGAUUGCUGCCAGACGGCUCUACUCAGACGAUCAUCUGCCCCCUCGAGAAGUAUAUAUUCCCCAACCUUCCACCAAACCUCCGCCUAAACCCGCUCCACCUCCCGCUGUACCCACUCCACCGCCACCUUCAAAAUCACCUCCACAGGAAUCAGUAAAGCCAAAAGCUGAAAUGCAGAAAGAAGCACACGAUGCACAUGAUGUUGAAAAUCCAGGACCUCCGGUAACGCUUGAUUAUAUGCCCGUACCGUUCCAAAAAUAUCAGACGGUUUACAAGGAAUUACAAAAGAAAUUCAAUUUCUAUUUGGUCGUUGGUGUCGGUCUUCUGGGACUUUCAUUAGCUAUUGCAAUCAAAGAAGACAUGUUUGCAAUUGAAGCGUUACGGCCACCAGCAAGUUACCGCAAUAGAAAGAAGGCAUACAUGAGCACAGAAAAAGAUGAAAAAUCGGAGCCCAGCCCUCCGCCGCCAGCCGAAACCGCUGAUGAAAAGAGUGAACCCAGCCCUCCGCCACCAGUCGAAACCACUGAACCUGAACCUCAGCCUGAACCACAAGUGGAGAAAACAGUCGUUGCAACUGAGCCUGAAGCACCUCAGGUGGUGGCUGAACCACCUGCCGAAGAACCAAAGGUAAAUGUAGCGAUCCCAGUUGUGUCGGGAAAUUAA
Anisakis simplex (herring worm) is the source of this 738-nucleotide messenger RNA. The record is from the annotation of a GenBank genome assembly. NCBI's taxonomy places the organism in Eukaryota, Metazoa, Nematoda, Chromadorea, Rhabditida, Anisakidae.